AUGUCUCACGAGGCUCUUAACCCAAUUCACCCCUCAGUUCUUCCCCACUUAGACCCCGUCUUUGUGAAGCUCUACAACGAACACGUCGCCAACACCCCUUCAGGCCCAAUUGACCUCGCAUUAUUACGCACCAAAUACUCCGUCCUCUACUCCUACGGCACAGGCCCAGCACCAGAUUGCGCGCGGAUUUAUGACGCCCAAGUCGCAGGCCACAAUGGCGACUUAAUCCCAGUUCGGGUUUACGAGCCUGAUUCCCCAGGCCCUUGGCCAGUACACAUCGAUUUCCACGGCGGAGGCUGGGGCCUCGGUGACCUUGACACAGAAUCGCACAUCUGCAAACACAUCUGCGCCAAAGCAAACGUCUGCGUAAUCGACAUCGCAUACAGACUAGUCCCCGAACACGCAUUCCCAAUCGGAAUCCAAGACUCAUUCUCCGCCCUCCAACACAUCCAUUCCAAGGGGGCCGCAGAAUUCAAAAUCGACCCGACCCGUAUCUCCGUUGGCGGCGUCUCAGCCGGAGGCAACAUCGCCCUGAUCUGCGCCCAUCUAGCCCGGGACGCGAACAUUCCCCUUCGGCUAGUCGCAGUCGGCACACCAACCAUCGACGAUAUUUCCAAAUACAGUUCCGCGGCCGAAGCACCAUGGCCGUCUAUGCAGCAGAUGGAACAUGCGCCGACUUUGAACUGGGGACGACUGAAGUGGUUUGAUAUUUUGAAGUGGCAGAGCCUUGCGGCGGAGGGUUCGCCGGCGAGAGAGGCCCAGGUCGAGGCGCUGAAGUGGUAUGCUAAUGCUCUGAAUGCACCGGACUUUACGCGGUUGCCUAAGACGGUGAUUUAUACUGCUGGAUGUGACCCGCUGCGUGAUGAGGGCGAGGCAUAUGCGAAGAGAUUGGUUGAGGGGGGGAAUGAGGUUGUUCAGAAGAGAUUUGCGGGCGUGCCUCAUCCAUUUAUGCACAUGGAUGAAUAUUUGUGGCAGGCAAAGGAAUUCAUUGAUUUGACUGCUGAUCAUAUUCGAGAUACACUGCAUCGGUGA
Penicillium verhagenii is the source of this 1032-nucleotide messenger RNA. RefSeq names its product alpha/beta hydrolase. The transcript has 3 exons. Lineage: Eukaryota; Fungi; Ascomycota; Eurotiomycetes; Eurotiales; Aspergillaceae. The record is from RefSeq and is a predicted model, not a curated record. Gene Ontology annotation, molecular function: hydrolase activity. Bases 1 to 1032 code for a protein of 343 amino acids.